This is a messenger RNA of Propithecus coquereli (Coquerel's sifaka), 2115 nucleotides long. It is a transcript of the gene HS2ST1, whose product is annotated as heparan sulfate 2-O-sulfotransferase 1. The record is from RefSeq and is a predicted model, not a curated record. The coding region runs from base 392 to 1465 and encodes 357 amino acids. NCBI's taxonomy places the organism in Eukaryota, Metazoa, Chordata, Mammalia, Primates, Indriidae. Gene Ontology annotation, cellular component: membrane. Gene Ontology annotation, molecular function: heparan sulfate 2-sulfotransferase activity. The transcript has 7 exons.
GGAGGAGCGCGCGGCCGCGAGCAAAGGAGGGAGGGAAGGAAGGAAGAGAGGGAGGCAAGCAGGCAGGCGGGCGCGGGGGUCGGGAACUGAGGCAGUAGAGGGAGGCGAAAGCCCGGCAGCCGCUUCGCGCUGUGUUUGCUGCGCGGGCUUUUGGAGGGGGCGGCUGUAGAGUCGGCUGAGGAGAAGAGGGCACCGGCGGCGUUGGUGCUAGCGCCUGGGGGCGGGGGACCGGAGAGGCGAGAAGGGGGGUCGCUGCGGUGGUUCUCUCGCUGUCGCGCUCCCUUUCCUUGCCUCUCUCCCGGCUCGGUGGGCUCCUCCCGGCGUCUCUCUCGCCUCCGGGGCCCCGCUCCCCGCCCCCCGCGGUAUGUCUUGAUCCCGAGCAGCGGGUUUCAUGGGGCUCCUCAGGAUUAUGAUGCCGCCCAAGUUGCAGCUGCUGGCAGUGGUGGCCUUCGCCGUGGCGAUGCUCUUCUUGGAGAACCAGAUCCAGAAACUGGAGGAGUCCCGAUCGAAGCUAGAAAGGGCUAUUGCAAGACAUGAAGUCCGAGAAAUUGAGCAACGACAUACAAUGGAUGGGCCCCGGCAAGAUGCAGCUUUAGAUGAGGAAGAGGACAUGGUGAUCAUUUAUAACAGAGUUCCCAAAACUGCAAGCACCUCAUUUACCAAUAUCGCCUAUGACCUGUGUGCAAAGAAUAAAUACCAUGUUCUUCACAUCAACACUACCAAAAAUAAUCCAGUGAUGUCACUGCAAGAUCAGGUGCGCUUUGUAAAGAACAUAACUUCCUGGAAAGAAAUGAAACCAGGAUUUUAUCAUGGACACGUUUCUUACUUGGAUUUUGCAAAAUUUGGUGUGAAGAAGAAGCCAAUUUACAUUAAUGUCAUAAGGGAUCCUAUUGAGAGGCUAGUUUCUUACUAUUACUUUCUGAGAUUUGGAGAUGAUUAUAGACCAGGGUUAAGGAGACGAAAACAAGGAGACAAAAAGACCUUUGACGAAUGUGUAGCUGAGGGCGGCUCAGACUGUGCUCCAGAGAAGCUCUGGCUUCAAAUCCCGUUCUUCUGUGGCCACAGCUCCGAAUGCUGGAAUGUGGGAAGCAGGUGGGCUAUGGAUCAAGCCAAGUAUAACCUAAUUAAUGAAUAUUUUCUGGUGGGAGUUACUGAAGAGCUUGAAGAUUUUAUCAUGUUGUUGGAGGCAGCUUUGCCCCGGUUUUUCAGGGGUGCUACAGAACUCUAUCGUACAGUAGGAAAGAAAUCUCAUCUAAGGAAAACCACAGAGAAGAAACUCCCCACUAAACAAACCAUUGCAAAACUACAGCAGUCUGACAUUUGGAAAAUGGAGAAUGAGUUCUAUGAAUUUGCACUAGAGCAGUUCCAAUUCAUCAGAGCCCAUGCUGUUCGAGAAAAAGAUGGAGACCUCUACAUCCUUUCACAAAACUUUUUCUAUGAAAAGAUUUACCCUAAAUCAAACUGAGUAUAAGAUGUGAUUAUUAGAUUCUUGUACUAAAACUUUGACCCUAUCUUCACACUUGUUCUCAGCUCCACAACCCGGAUUGCUGAUAGGUAUAUAUGACAGUUUGUAUUGGGUUGAAUUAGGAAACAGUAAUGUCGAGGAAGUAGAUACUGACUGAUAUGUCAGUGUUCUAAGAAGUUUAAAUUUCAGGCAUUUUUCUUUUUUCUGGUUAAAUUUUGGUGAGAGUUAUAAACUCCUGCCUGGAAAAAAACCUAUACAUCACCUAAGAUAAACACAUGGCAGGUCUAAUCAAAAGGCUAAAUACAGUUUCAGAGAAGUUUCUGAUACUCUUGUUUUUGAUAAAGCAUUUUUUUCAACUAACCAUGAAUGAAGAAUCCACUUGCCACCGCCGUUACCGAAGGUUUGGAUUAUACACCUCUACUCAAUAGUGUUGAUAACUGUUUGGCAGUGUGUGCUUUGUUUUGUGAAUCAUGUUUCAUGAAAUUUAUUGAAAUGUUUGAUCAUGUUUGCUAAGAAAUGUUUCUGCUGUAGUUGGAUUUGCCCAUAUUUAUGUAGGUGAUUUUGAUUUUUUAAAAUAAUCAUUAGUGGUAAAAACAAGUUUAAACCAUGACUAAUACUAAAGAGAUAAAGAGUCAAAGCAGUAUUUCUCA